Messenger RNA from Haliotis rubra (blacklip abalone), 2967 nucleotides. Its product is annotated as myoneurin-like. The record is from RefSeq and is a predicted model, not a curated record. Gene Ontology annotation, molecular function: RNA polymerase II cis-regulatory region sequence-specific DNA binding; DNA-binding transcription factor activity. Gene Ontology annotation, biological process: regulation of transcription by RNA polymerase II. NCBI's taxonomy places the organism in Eukaryota, Metazoa, Mollusca, Gastropoda, Lepetellida, Haliotidae.
CAAAUUGUGAUAGCAGAAGACGCGAAAAUGGCGACGACGAGACUGAAGGAAAAGGCUGCCAAAAGAAGUUUAAGGGACCGUCAAAAGAGCGCUGGACCACAGGUAUCACAAAGAGAAACUCGACGAUCAUCCAACCGAUUAACAACAUCAACCACUGACAAUGGUGAUGCUGAGACAAGUGACAGUGAAGCCAGAAGAACAGACCUCGUACAUGUCACUGGAUGUUUUGGCACAGGUGGCAUCUGCCACUUUGGAAAAAGAACCCAAGUUUAAUGAGAAAUCACUCACACCUAAAAAGCUGACCAAGCGUAGCAUACAGUCUUUGGACGUUCUGAACCUUGAUCAGAUACAAGCACUUUCCGACAAGGCCUUGCUCAGCCUGUUCAGCGAUAUGACGUCAAACGAGAUGACUCGUAACUACACAUACACUUGCUAUCUCAUGCCAGACAAGUGCAAGGAGAAGUUCACUAGCUUCGGCAAUGAGACACGUGCACGUAUGAAGAUGAGGACACACUUGCUGAGUCACAUUGAACAGCUGAUUGACGAUGCAAAUGAUCCUGAUCUAACAGAGUUGUUUGUUUUCUCUGCUGUACCUGUUACAGUCCGAAAAAAGAAGUUAGCAGAAGCUGCCAAAAAAAGGAAAACUCCCAGUCAGAACACCACAUCAUCAAGUCCUGGGAAGGCUAAAAAAUGCACCAGUCCGAUUGCCAAGUUCACUGCACUUAAGCCAAGUAGAAAGACAGUGUCAGACCCAAAAGGAAAGCCAACUAAUAGCCCUGCAUCGAAGGCCAAGUCACAUUCCAAAACUGACAAUUUCAACAGAAACUCAGAAGAGGAGGAAGUGAAAGAGAAUUCAUUGAAACGUAAGAAAACCAAUAGAGCCAUCUCUCCAAACAAAAAAGACAUGGCAAGACGGUAUGCCCACAAAAAGUCAACAUUGCAAACUGUUGGUGCUGACAGUGGCAAUCAAAAAGACACUAAAAGUGGUGCUACAAAAGUGAAGAAGGACAAAUUGAAAGGCAAACAUGGAAACAGUGGAGAGAAGGGAGAAGGAUCUGAUAAUGAAAGUGAUGAUAACUUACAUGAAGAGACUGAACGGCGUAUUGAAGAAAACGAACAGUUUAUUAUUGAUUUGCUGAGCCGGACUCAGCCUCAUCAUGACCACUGUUACACCACCAUAUUUGGUAAGAAACGUGGCAUUGAAACUAUGCACUUUGAUCUGGAGUCCUCAGGAGAGGAGGAGAAUGGAGUGAUAGAUGUAUGUGACAAUGCGUCUGAGGACAGUGAAAAGAGGAAGUCUACCAAACCUAUCAUGUUGCUUCAGCUUCCUGCAGUCGCUGAGCUCCCAAUGGUGAGCAUGGAAGAGGUGGUGAACGAGUCUGAAGCCAGCAACACUGAUGAUGAAGACGAGGAUGGCGAAGGACACAAUGGUGAAAAGCCAUACCCACCAAUGCCAAAGUCAAACCUGGCAAAGAAGGGGCGUCUGAUUGUGCCAGAGGAGAAUGCCCUGUACAGUGACCAUGAGGACGAUAUCAUCAGUCCAAGGAAGCGGAGGAAAAUUGCUGCCGUGGAGAAAGGGGAGCAGGCAGAGAUAACACCUGAAUGGGAACGGAGAAUGGCUUUGAAAUGUAUUCGUGAGCUAAAGAACAGGAGGAAGGAUGAUAAAGUGCCCUUAAUCUGUAAGAUCUGCAAGGACAAGACAUUUACUGCCAGUGCUACCCUUAUGUAUCACUACCGAAGCCAUGCAGGAAUCAAACCGUUUGUGUGCCUUAUCUGCAACACAACUUUCACCCGCCAACACAGCCUUAACUACCACAUGCUCAUCCACAACAACCAGAGUCGCUUCACUUGUAAGGACUGUGGACGCAAAUUCAGACACCCCAGUCAUUUCAAGGAACAUUUGCGGAGACACACAGGUGAAACACCCUUUGAAUGCAUGGACUGUCCUCUUAAGUUCAAAACACGCAACACGUACAAGCGUCACUUGAAAACUCGACACGGAAAGCUACUCACAGCCACAGGUAUACGUAUGCUUAGCAAAGAGGAAUUUCUCAAGGUACGGACCAAGCCUUACAAGAAGUUGUCUGGAGACGAUGAUCAAGAUGACAGCAACUCAAAGCAGGAAGGGUCAGAGUCUGGCUCUCUCUCCCCUUGUGAAGACUCCACAGACUUUGCUGAUGUUGGAGAUGAAGCAUCCCUGUAUGUUCCACUCGGCAUCGUUGUUAACUCCUAGUUUUCAGGGAGGGUGGAUGGGUUGAUGACAGUGACAAGGAACAAUGUGGUGCAUUCAUUUAUACAUAUAUACUGUGACAGUUAACAAACAAAAUCAAAGACUGCCAGGAUUUGCUCUGCCAUCUGUUAGCCUUUCUGGAAAAGGUUUGUACUUUCCACACUGAAAUACACAUGAAGAAGCAUGAGACAAAUAUUUGAGAUUGGCCCUUCUCCAAAUAUACCCUUCUAUUUAUUUGGGAACCAAGCAAGUACUCAGUCUACAGUAACUUCUUGUAAUUUACUUAUAAAUGUUAGGCUUUUGCAUAUCAGUUGAAGGUAAGUCAUUGAAAUUUUAGCACAAAAGCAAAGGGACUAUGUUCAUGGAUGAUGAAACAUGAGUUUUCAAUAGGUGGUAGUAUUAAGUCUUGCUUGUCAAUCCAUGGAUCUGUUCUUCGCAGUUGCAUAAUCUUGUUUUUCUCACAUCGCUUUAUCCCCAACUAUAGCAGCUGUAUGGUAUGAAUAUCCAAGUAUAUGCUUUAUGAGGAGAUUAACAAUAGCUGGUGGAUUUGUGAUUGUGACUGAACAGCUCAUCCAUCCAAGACUGUGUGUAUACCAAGACUGUUAUUAUAUCCAGUGCUAAUUCUGGUUAUUUAACCAACAGAGAGAACAUGACUGUUAUGUGUAUGUUGAUAAUGAUGUCAUUUUUCAUUGGAGCAGUCUUCUCAAUUUAGGGCAGUUGAAUGUUAUGUUCUGUGA